Eurytemora carolleeae is the source of this 5115-nucleotide messenger RNA. RefSeq names its product retinal-specific ATP-binding cassette transporter (gene Abca3). Gene Ontology annotation, cellular component: membrane; intracellular membrane-bounded organelle. Lineage: Eukaryota; Metazoa; Arthropoda; Copepoda; Calanoida; Temoridae. Gene Ontology annotation, biological process: lipid transport; transmembrane transport. The record is from RefSeq and is a predicted model, not a curated record. Gene Ontology annotation, molecular function: ABC-type transporter activity; lipid carrier activity; ATP hydrolysis activity.
AAAAUGGGAAAAAGCAAUCUUCUCAGAAAGUUUUUUAUUCUCAUGUGGAAAACAGUUUUGGGAAAGAAACGGCAUUGGAUAGGUACUCUGCUGGAAAUAAUUAUUCCUGCAGUCUUAUUUUGUGCCCUAGUAGCGCUUAGAACUGAGGGUGGUGCUGCAUUUGAACCUGAACCCCACAACGCCAGUAUAGAAGCUACAGUUUUUCUUCCUCUUCAAUACUGCUUAGGAUUCCAGGGAAACCAGCUUGGGUUGAACUCUAGGAACUCGUCUAUGUACCAGCUCCUCUAUUACCCAGAGAAUGAGGAGACUAAAACCUUGAUGACAAAUCUGGAGCUGAGAUUGAAUAUAACUCUAAACCCGUUGUGUUCCUCUUACUCUGGGGGAAUCUUCAAUAUCACAAAAUCUACAUUCUCUGUUCGGCCUGUAAGUAGCAUAGAUGAAAUUGAGACGGUAACAGCUGCCUCAUCAGUCACUGGAGACUCUGACACUCCUAUCAUCUAUGGCGGAAUCAUCUUUGAGUCUGGACCUGACGAUACCAACCUGAAAUACACAAUAAGGCUAGCACAGGAGUUCACCCAACAAAGAACAGAUUUAUUGUACUAUCCUUAUACAUCAGAUGGACCUCAGGCACAAAAUGGAGAUCAAUAUAAUUUCCAAAGCUCUCUUCAGGCAAUUAUUGAUCUAUCUUUCAUGGAGAUUAAAACAGGAGAAAAGCUUCUGUUUAGCAGUGAUCUUAGGGAUAAAAAUCCUCUCCAGAUAAUCUUAAGUAUUACGGAAGAGCUUCAAAACAUAAAAGUGUUGACUGGCCUACAGCAGAUGGCCUACCCUGCAUAUGUGAAAAAUGAUUUGGCUCUCAUCCUCAACUUUAUGCUACCACUCUUCCUUAUUCUCUCCUUUGCAUUUAUUGUGCCUCCAGUUCUGAAAAGAAUUGUUUACGAAAAGGAAACUGGAGUCAAGGAGUUAAUGAAGAUGAUGGGUCUGCCCAGCUGGUUACAUUGGAUAGCUUGGUAUAUUAACAGUGCCAUGACAUCAGCCAUAUCCAUACUCAUCAUAGUUGCUCUUGUCUCUGUGUCUUUUAAAGAAGGUACCGGACCUGUUUUGGAAUUCUCCAACCCUGUGUGCACAUUUUUCUUCUUGUUCUUCUAUGCCUCUGCAUUAGUAACUCAACUCUUUGCUCUCUCUACGCUCUUCAACCGACCAAAUUUGGCCUUAGGCCUUGGAGUUCUGUUCCAUGUGUUGACCUACUUCAUUCCCAGUAACCUGAUUAAUCAGACCGAUGAUGGAUAUCUCAGUAUACCCAUGGAGUCCAAGAUGCUGAUGGGCCUUCUUCCUAAUAUCAACCUCGUCUGGGGGGUUAAGGUUUUGAUUGAGCUAGAAGGUCGUGGUGUUGGAGUUCAAUGGGAUACUCUCUUUGUAAGAACUAAUCCUAGUGACCCUCUCUGUAUGGGCUGGGUAUGGGGUAUGUUCAUUAUUGAUAUGGCUGUCUAUGCUUUAUUGAUUUGGUAUCUCGACAACAUCAGACCAGGAAACUAUGGAGUUGCCCAGCCCUGGUAUUUUCCAUUCCUACCAUCAACAUGGAUCUCAAGUACUCCGUCCACAAUAGUUCCUGAUGAUUUAGAGGCUAAGGAUCUGUCAAUGUUUGAAGCAGAACCUAAUGUAGAGGCAGGAAUAAGAGUUCGUGGAUUAAGAAAGGAGUUUCCAAAGUUUCGAGGAGACGGUGUUCUAGCAGUUGAUCAGGUCUCGUUCUCAGCUUACCAUGGAGAGAUAACAACACUUCUUGGACACAAUGGGGCUGGAAAGACAACAACUAUGUCAGUUCUUACUGGGCUGUAUUCUCCAACUGCGGGCCGAGCCACCAUCAACGGAUUUGAUAUCUCUACCAACAUGAGUCAAGUCAGGGAAAGCCUCGGCCUCUGUCCUCAACACAAUAUGCUCUUCGAGGAUCUCACUGUUAGGGAACAUUUUGUAUUCUUUGGUAUGCUCAAAGGACUUUCCAAGGGGAAAGCAGAAGUUGAGUCCACUAAAUAUAUAGAGAUGUUGAACCUGAUACCAAAAAGGAAUGUGAUAGUAACCAAUUUGUCCGGAGGAAUGAAGAGAAAAGUCAAUCUAGGGAUUGCACUUAUUGGUGAUAGUAAGGUUGUUAUGUUAGAUGAACCAACCUCCGGUAUGGAUCCAGAAGCUAGGCGAGGGAUGUGGGAUCUUCUGCUUUCUCUUAAAAAAACUAGAACAAUAUUGCUGACCACUCAUUUUAUGGAAGAAGCUGAUGUUCUAGGGGAUAGGAUUGCCAUUAUGGCAAGAGGGAAGGUUCAAUGCUGUGGAACUCCUUUCUUCCUAAAGCGAAGGUUUGGUAGUGGAUACUCACUUAAUGUUGCGAAACUAAAGAACAGGGAUUCCCAGGCUAUUAAUAAAGUGGUUGACACACAUGUUGAAGGAACUUCUGUUUUAUCCGAAAGUGAAGAGGUGCUGACCAUCGCAAUACCUUCAGAACAAAGCUCAAAAUUCCCUGAUAUGUUUGAGGAGUUAGAGAAAAAAUCAAAUUCACUUGGAAUAGAACAUUUGGGAAUCAGUUUAACAACAAUGGAGGAUGUAUUCUUGAAGAUUGGUGAACUAUCUGAACAUGAUGAUAGUAAACAUGCUCUCACCGCUGCAGCAUCUAGAACAGUGCAAAAUGGUAGAAAUGGCCACCUACAACCUCGCAAACUUGCCACAGGAUUGAAGUUGUAUUUGAACCAGCUAAGAGGGUUGUUAAACAAACGAAUGAUUUACACGUACAGGCGACCAAUUUUAUACAUUGUCAUGAUGUUGGUCCCAAUAGGAAUGGCUCUCUUCAAUGUGUUAUCUCUUAACGCGGUUGAAACUCGACGAAGCAAUAAUCCUCCUUUAUCCCUUAGCCUAGGAGCAUAUACAGAUCCUACAACUUUCAUUGGAACAGAUAAUAUGUCCCAAGAUAUGGCCUAUAUUUUUGGGAACAACACUGCCAGAUUUGGGAAAACAGUUUACUCUCCAAAUGUAUCAGAAAGCAUCAUUACUGGAGUAGAUGGAACUGAAGGAAUGGCUGUAUAUAAGGAUUCCUACAUAAUAGCUGGAGAGUUCAACGAGGUGACCGAACUAUAUAUUCUACCUGAUACGCCAGGACUUCCUUGGAAGGGUCUAUUCGCCACAGGGAUCUACAACAGUAUUCCUAUUCAUAGUAAACCCUUAGCACAGUUAGAACUCAGCAAUUCUGUUCUUGGAUAUCUUGAAAGGAAUUCUCAAAUUAAACAUUCCAUUGAAGUUACCACACACCCUCUCCCAGAGAGCAAACAGGAUGAAUUUGAGAACAUAUCCAGCGGUCAGAAUACUUUUGCUAUAUUUGGUUACGGUAUUGUUAUUCCAAUUGGCCUUUCUAUCCUGGUUUCUGCUUUUCUGAUAUUCCCUCUGAAUGAGCGUGCAACAAGUGCUAAGCAAGUUCAGAUUAUGGCCGGACUAUCUCCAGGAUUGUUCUGGUUGUCCAACCUGCUCUGGGAUGUCCUCCUCUACCUGCUCUCCGCCCUCGUCAUGUUUGGAUUGAUCCUAGCAGUGGACACUAACGAGACUCUUACCAACCAUGGAGCACCAGGAGCGUUUCUGUUAAUCCUCGUUUUUCUUGGAUUCUUUGGAAUCCCGUUCUCCUACGCGGCAAGCUUUGCAUUCUCAACAGCAGCUGGAGGAUUUUCAUUUUUGAUAAUCGUGAAUAUUCUGGCUGGGUCUAUAGCGUCUACAGCUGUUUAUCUGCUCCGUCUGUUUGGAGAGGUCGGUAGUGAGAACCUUACACUAGCUUCAGAUAUUGUCAGAUGGAUAUUUACCUGGUUUCCAAUUUUUCCAUUCUCCAGAAUAUGCGAUAAAAAGAUCAGCAAAGAAAUCCUGACUGCUGCAUGUUCUACCGCGAAGGAGUCUCCUGCCCUCCUUCAGUCUCCACAGAUCAGAAACUAUUUACAAUGCUGUAUGGAGUACUUAGUUGGUGAAGAGAAUGUGAUGUGUGAUGUACCAUUGAUUGUACCCAUUACUCCCAGUGUUACAGCUUUAAACAUCACUAUACCUUGUCAUACGAUUAAAUCAUUCUACACUUGGGACCCGUUGCAGGGGAUAAAUACUGAUCUUGUAAUGCUGGUUAUAGAUGGGGUUCUUCUAUUCGCGUUGUUAGUUCUGAUUGAGACCAGAUUAUUGCCAAGAUUAAUUGAAAAGAUUAAGGGCAUGAGCAUAGUUUCCGGAUGUUGGUACAAGAUACCGGAAACAAGUUAUCUAUUGGACGAUGACGUUUUGGACGAACAGGAAAGAGUUUGUAAACUUCGUGGAGAAGACUUGAUGACCGUGAUCAAUCUUCAGAAAAAAUUUAGAAAGCUUCAUGCCGUCCAGGGGUUGAGUUUUGGAAUUCGCCAGGGAGAAUGCUUUGGACUUUUAGGAAUUAACGGGGCAGGAAAAACGACGACAUUUCGUAUGCUAACCGGUGACGAGGCCCCAACUGAAGGUCUGGCAAUGCUCAUGGGAACAAGUUCUACUGAUAGAAGCAAAUUUCUCAGAAAUAUUGGAUACUGUCCCCAGUUUGAUUCUAUUAUCCCGGAACUGACCGGAAGAGAGCUUCUCACCCUAAUGUGUAGGAUACGAGGAGUACCCUCCGAAUCUACGAAGGCGGAAGUUCAGCGAUGGACGGACUUUUUGGGAAUUCAAGAAUAUAUAAACAGGGAGUCUGGAAGCUAUAGUGGUGGAAACAAAAGAAAGUUGAAUGUAGCAAUGUCACUGGUUGGAGAACCACCAAUUAUAUUCCUAGAUGAACCAAGUACAGGGGUUGAUCCUGUUGCAAGAAGGAAUCUUUGGAAUAUCAUCCAGGGAAUUCAAGCAAAUGGUCAGGCAGUAGUACUCACUUCUCAUAGCAUGGAAGAAUGUGAGGCGUUGUGUGACCGUUUAGGGAUAAUGGUCAACGGUCAAUUUCAAUGUUUUGGAACAGUUAAUCACCUGAAGAAUAAGUUUGCCCAAGGAUUUACUCUGUUAAUCAAGCUCACACUUGCAGAGGAGGAUAUUGCUGAUUUGGUGGAAGAAGAAAUUAUCAAAAAAGUUAGACUUGCUUUUGUCAGUGCUUCCCUCAAAGACAGACAUAGA